UGGAAGGUAGAAAAUUCAGCAGUUGUAGAAGUUCAGACGCAGAAAGGCGUAAAUAUCAGCAUCGUUGGUAGUAUAUCUCCCUUUGGCACCGUUUUUUUUUUUUCAAAAUUUCCUGGAUCAUCUCUUUCAGAGAAAAGAAAAGCUGAGAGCAAAAGCGAAUCGAAGCCAAUCCAGCUUAAAAAAGGUACAACGGCUUACCACAUUGUCAAAUUUAUGGAAUCAGUAAUGUAUAUUUCAGAUAAACACAACAAAAAAGGUAUGUUUAUUGUCAUGGACAACUGUAAGAUCCAU
Molecule: messenger RNA, 291 nt
Organism: Gilbertella persicaria
Lineage: Eukaryota; Fungi; Mucoromycota; Mucoromycetes; Mucorales; Choanephoraceae
Exons: 2
Source: RefSeq, a predicted model, not a curated record